Messenger RNA from Camellia sinensis, 666 nucleotides. Lineage: Eukaryota; Viridiplantae; Streptophyta; Magnoliopsida; Ericales; Theaceae. The record is from RefSeq and is a predicted model, not a curated record.
AUGUGUUGUUGUGAUGUUGAUGUGGAAGAACUGACAAGAGAUCAUCAUCCAGAUAGAGAUGACGAGAGAACCCGAAUAGAAGCUGCUGGUGGGUUUGUACGUUUGUGGGGUGUGCCUCGUGUCAAUGGUAUCUUAGUUGUAUCCCGAUCUAUUGGUGAUGUGUACUCAAAAAGAUAUGGUGUUAGUCCCGUGCCUGAAGUGAUAGGUUGGCGGCAUUUAACUGCCAAUGAUUGCUAUUUGGUUGUUGCAUCUGAUGGCAUCUUCAAGAGUUUGAAACCACAGAAAGUUUGUGAUCUUUUAUGGGAUGCAAAUGUCCAAGUAGAUGAAAUGUCCAAAAGCUCAUGUUCAUGUUCAUCCUCUUCCUCAUUGGCUGACCGCAUUGUCAACAAAGCGUUCAAGAAAGGCAGUAGGGACAACUUGUCAGCUGUUGUAAUUCCACUGAAUUUUAUUGGUUUUCCCCAAGAACCCGCUGGACAGAAUUUGUGAUUUUGGAAAAUCAGCCAUUUUAGCCUUUCAAAAGGCAUCUGCAAUCAGAUCGAUAUUCUUCAAGUUUCUAUUUCGACAAACAGAGCAUGUUUUUCAUUUGCUCUGAAACUCAUUUGAGAUAGGAUUGAUAACUUUUGAAAGUUAAGAGUUUUAGAGUUUUCAUGUACUAUUGAGGUUUUG